This is a messenger RNA of Salvelinus sp. IW2-2015, 2661 nucleotides long. NCBI's taxonomy places the organism in Eukaryota, Metazoa, Chordata, Actinopteri, Salmoniformes, Salmonidae. The record is from RefSeq and is a predicted model, not a curated record.
AUGAAGAAGCUAGGUAUUCUGGUCCAGCCUCCUAACUCUCGCAGCCUGACAGACAAGAAGGGUCCUCGGGUGACGGAUGGUUUCCAGGGCUGCCUGGACUCAGUGAUGCUCAACAACAACGAGCUGCCCCUGCAGAACAAGAGGAGUCGCUAUGCUGAGGUGGUGGGCCUGACAGAGCUGAAGCUGGGCUGUGUUCUCUACCCCGAUGCCUGCCUGAAACAGCCCUGCCUCCACGGCGCUACCUGCAACAGCCUGCCCUCCGGUGGUUUUUCCUGUAGUUGCGGUCCCCAGUACACUGGGGGGCGCUGUGAAACUGAGAUCACGGCGUGCGUUCCCAACCCCUGCCACAACAGCGGUGUGUGCAAAGCCAUCGGCAACGCUUUCCUCUGCAGCUGCAGGAGAGGUUUCAAGGGCAUCACGUGCGAGGAAGACGUAAACGAGUGUGAGCGGGGCGGAGCCACGGGCGGCGAAGCAGAAUGUGAGAACGGCGGUGUGUGUGUCAACACGCACGGCUCGUUCUACUGCAACUGCACGGCGGGCUUCGUGGGCCAGCUCUGUGGCCUGCGGCCCGUGGUGGUACCAGACAUGCAGGCUGGACACGCCAUGGUGGGGAAAGAAGAACUGAUCGGCAUUGCUGUUGUCCUCUUCGUCAUCGUCACCCUCAUCAUCCUCUUCAUCGCCUUCCGUAAGAAGGUGUUCCAGAAGAACUACUCCCGUAACAACUUGACGCUGGUCCAAGAUCCAGCAACAGCAGCUCUCUUAAACAAGGCCAACGGGGUUCAGUUCAAGACCCUGCGCUGCACGCCGGGAGACCCCUUGAACCUGUACGCCGAAGCGGGGCUGUGCGCCACGGUGAUAGGUGGCGGAGSUGGGAUGCUCGGCCCGCCCCAGGUGCCUGUGAGGCCCAUGGCAUACACACCCUGUUUCCAAGGUGAUCCGCGGUCCACGCUGGAGAAGAUGGCGGAUGGGAGAGGCGUGGAACACACUGAGAUGAGCACCUUCCACCCAGAGUCACCCAGGAUUCUGGGAGGCACAGUGCGGAGGGGGGUGGUGGUGUGUAGCGUUGCGCCCAACCUGCCACCUGUCUCGCCCUGUCGUUCUGACUGUGACUCCAUCCACAAGAGCCCCUGGGACAGCGACGAGGGUAAAAUGGUAGAUAUGGGCGAAGAGAUGACCUGUUUCUCAGGGAGCAACAAGGGCAGCAACUCUGAGGUCCAAUCACUGAGCUCCUUCCACUCCGACUCCUGCGACGACAACGCAUAUCACUGGGACACGUCUGACUGGAUGCCCAACUCACGUCUGCCCAACAUCGAGGAGGUGCCCAGUUACGAGGCCAGCGGCCUCGGAGACAUGGUUGCCUCAGCCUCCCGACUGGGGGGCAGCUCUCGCCUGGGGGGCAGCUCUCACCUGGGGGGCAGCGCCCGGGAACUGGAUUCAGACUACUACCUCGGGGGCUACGACAUCGACAGUGAUUUCCCACCUCCUCAUGAGGAAGAGUUUCUGACCCAGGACCAGCUCCCGCCUCCCCUCCCCACUCCCCUGGAGGAGUACCAGGGGCACCCCUACGACACCAUGCCCGCCACCCAGCCCGCCUCCAAGGAGAGCACCCUGAGUGGGAGUGUUAGUGGCAGCACCGGACGCCACAGGUCCCCCCGCCCACACUUCCACCCCAGCCAAUACCUGCCCCCACACCAGCUGCCCCUGGGGGAGGCGGGGCAAGGCGGGCUGGGAGGGGAGGAGUUCAGCACUUUUGUGGGUGGGGCGAUCAUGUCGGGAGGCGGGGACAUGGAUGAUAAUGUGUCACUGAAUAGGAGGUUGUCAGUGAACGCAUCAUCGGCCUCGGACUUGUCGGCCCCCUGCGGUUUUGACGACUCUGAGGCGGGCGGUAGUGACUUUGACAGUAUGGAUGAGCUCCACCGGGGUGGGACACACACCGUAGAGAUGCAGCAACAGACUGAGGUCUGAAGUCUGACUGGGCCCCACUGUGGGGUCAAGGAGAGUGGCAAGGGGACGGGUGGGCAUGAGUGCACGACAGAGACUGCUGGAGUAGGAAGUGGACGCUGUGUCGAGCUGUGCAGGUUCCUCUGGGCUGAGUAAUGAAAGAUGGAGGUAGUCAUUCAGAGGGGAAUGAUUGGUGUUUAAUGGACACACUGCUAGAUAGUGGCUACAUCAUCAAAACAGUACCACCCUAACCCUUCAACCACUGCCAUUGCAAACACUAACCUCAAACCACUUCACCCAUUGCAGGCUUUAUCCUUAAACCACUUUUCUUCAUUCCAAGCCACUACCCUUAUUCAUGACCCUUUAGCCACUACCCUUAAGCUAAUACCAAGCCGCAUGCAAUGGAAAGCAAUGUGUUUUGACACAUUAGUACCUACAGCUGGCUAUCAUCAUAGCCACUACCCUAGCAGUGGCCCGUGUCAAGAUCAGAUGGGUGUUAUCCUCUUCCAUAGUGAGGAACAGAAAGCCUACCAGAUAUGUUGAGUAAGUAGGAAAACAGGGUGAGAAUGUGAAUAAGAAAGAUUAAGUUUUAAAAAAAAAUACAAACUUUUAAGAGACAAGUGCAGAGAAAAUGGAUGAGCUAGUGCAGAGAAAAUGGAUGAGCUAGUGCAGAGAAAAUGGGUCGAGCUAGUGCAGAGAAAAUGGAUGAGUAGUGCAGAG